AAUUUGGCAUAAAAUAAUCAUAAAAUUCAAAAAAAAAAAAAAUUCAAACGUAAAAUUGAGAGGAAAAUACAAUUGGCUCAAAAAAAGAACAAGUUAUGAAAUUUAAUCUAGCAUUGGGAUUGAUCAUGGUAUUAUCGAGCGUACUCCCCAUCAUCGUCGAAGGUUGCAAAAUCAGAACCAAUUACAGUGAUAAACCUGAGGAAAGGCCUUUGGAGGACAAUAUCUUAAUAUUCGAUUAUGAACACAAAGCCGGAACUAGGAAUAAAGAUUACAUCACUUUCGAAGAUUGCCACGGAAAUCUACAUCUUUACUCUCAAUUCUAUGACGGAUUUGAAUUUAUUAAAGAGGAAAAAAUAAUUGCGCCCGUCAUUCUGUCAUCGGCUGAAAAAUCGGUAAACGAUCCACUUUUGAUCUCUCCAUCAUUUACUAAAAGGAAUGGAAAUAUUACAUACGAACUAUAUAAUUUUAACAACAAUGGUGCUAACUAUAUUAUAAAGGGGAAGCGCAGAGGAAACGAUAAAAAGGUUAUUACCCUAUUUUGGUGUGACGAAUAUGUAUCUUUUGCUUAAGAAAAAAAAAAUAUCAUUUAUUUGGAUCAAACUUUGGCUUCAAAAAUACAAUUUAUUUUUUUUAACGUAAAUUUAAUUUUUAUAAAAUUCAUAUUUUUCAUUUUAAAUUGGUAGUAUAGUAGAUAUUUAUUUUUUAUAUAAACUAUAUAUGUUGGUAAUCAGGGUUUGUGAAUAAGGAUAAAAAAAUAAAAUAA
Molecule: messenger RNA, 763 nt
Organism: Gordionus sp. m RMFG-2023
Lineage: Eukaryota; Metazoa; Nematomorpha; Gordioida; Chordodea; Parachordodidae
Exons: 5
Coding region: 96-569 (157 amino acids)
Source: RefSeq, a predicted model, not a curated record